Prunus avium (sweet cherry) is the source of this 1045-nucleotide messenger RNA. The record is from RefSeq and is a predicted model, not a curated record. NCBI's taxonomy places the organism in Eukaryota, Viridiplantae, Streptophyta, Magnoliopsida, Rosales, Rosaceae.
UCUCUAGCAGUUUACAUUUGGCGUUAUUCAACCGCAACCAUACACUAUACUUUGGUAAGUCACAAUCGUUGGAUUCGCCUCACUUUUCUUACUUGAAUUAAACCACAAGGGACAACUAAACCAAAGCACCACCCCCAAAAGCUUUACAACCAGCCAAUUAAAAUUCUCCUUUUCAGGCUUCCAAGUUGCAGCUUCUCCAACCAGCCAGCCCAUCCAAAAGCUUUAUAAAUGCCAACGAAGGGAAGCUCCCUUUGAGCAUCUCACUGCUACCAAUCAAAAAAAUCCAACUAGAUCAAGUUAGCUACUAGCUAGAUCUCAGUCUCAAAGUUUCUAGCAGCUGCCAUGGCUUUGGUGGUGAGAGUUUUCUUGGCUGUCGUGCUGGUGGUGAUGGCUGCUCUGAAGGUAUCCCAUGCAGCUGUUCACAAGGUGGGAGACUCCGCCGGGUGGACCACCAUUGGCGGUGUCGACUACAAGAAGUGGGCUGCCUCUAAGACUUUUCAUGUUGGUGAUAUUAUCAAGUUCGAGUACAAUUCUCAAUUUCACAACGUAAUGCACGUUACACAUCCCAUGUACCAGUCAUGUAAUGCCAGUGUCCCCUUGGACUCCUAUGCCACUGGAAACGACACCAUCACAAUCACCACCAAAGGCCACCACUUCUUCAUCUGUGGAAUCCCAGGUCACUGCCAAGCCGGCCAGAAGGUCGACAUCAACGUGCUCCGCCAUCCUUCCGCGGCAGCUCCAACUCCUGCAUUAGCCUCUCCUGCUGUUCCUGUUGCCCAUGCACCGGCACCAGGUCCCAACAUGGCUGCUCCAUUAAAAUCUGUGAAGGGGCAGUUUGUUGUGCUAGGGUUGGCAAUUGCAACACUUGCUGUUCUUGUUUCUGGUCUCGCUUAGUUAUGAUAAUGAGGGAAUGUCCCUCAAGUUUAUUGGUUUAUAUGAACAGUAAUUUGAGAGUCUUCUUACGGCUAUUUUUUAGGUGAGUAGUGAUUUUCAUACUUAAAUAUACAGAUUACAGAACUUUUUAAUAAAUUCCAUUGCUUAAAAA